This is a messenger RNA of Oncorhynchus tshawytscha (Chinook salmon), 1268 nucleotides long. Its product is annotated as protein ALP1-like. The coding region runs from base 288 to 1070 and encodes 260 amino acids. NCBI's taxonomy places the organism in Eukaryota, Metazoa, Chordata, Actinopteri, Salmoniformes, Salmonidae. The transcript is spliced from 2 exons. The record is from RefSeq and is a predicted model, not a curated record.
AGAGCCUAUAAUAUAAUUUCACUCCAAAAUGCAGUUUUCGAGCGAAAUGCAAUAAUAAAUAGUCAAGAUAGCAGAGUAGGCUCUUUCAACAAUGAGACCAACGUUGAGGAGGGUGGUCUUGAUCGCACUGUUGGGCCGGGAUCAGCCCCGCCGAGAGUGUAGGUCUGUGUGGGUCCCGAAAGCAGGCAGGGGAGUUCCACUGUCUAAUUCAAGAGCUUCGACUGUUUUGAGAGGAAUUACGAAAUUACUUUCGUCUGGACCGAAGCCAGUUCGAUCACCUGCUCCAGAUGGUUGGAGCCAGGAUCGCCCGGAUGGAUACCAACUACCGGGAGUCCAUUAGCCCAGUUGAACGCCUGGCGAUUUGUCUCCGAUUCUUGGCGACAGGGGACUCCUACAGGACCAUAGGAUUCAGCUUCCGAGUUGGACGGUCCACGGUGGCAGGCAUUGUCCCCUCUGUGGCACAAGCCAUUUGGGACUGUCUGGUUGGUGAAUACAUGCCUGUCCCCAAGGAGGAAGACUGGAGGGCCAUCGCUGCCGAGGUCCUGGAGAGGUGGAAUUUCCCCACCUGUCUUGGCUCCAUUGCCGGGAAACAUAUAGUAAUUCAGGCUCCACCAUGCUCAGGUUCACAGUUCUACAACUACAAGGGUACAUAUUCAGUUGUACUCUUGGCUGUAGUAGAUGCCAUCUACUGUUUCCGUGUUGUCGAUGUUGGUGCUUACGGCAAGGGAAGUGAUGGCGGGACCCUCCGGGACUCUGCCUCUGGCCAGGCACUUCAGGAUGGCACCCUGGAUAUUCCACUACCUGCAUCACUCCCUGGGGCUGAAGACCUGGGACCUGUUCCCUAUGUCUUCGUCGGCGAUGAGGCCUUCUCUUUAAGACCCAACCUCAUGAGGCCCUACGCUGGACGCCAGCUGCCAUUGCCAAAGCCUGUAAGGAUCUUUAACAAACGACUGUCUAGGGCAAUGUGCCUUUGGGAUUCUGGCAGCCCGAUGGAGAAUGUAUCAGAGAGUACUUGGUCUCAGACCCUCAAAUGUCGAUGCCUGCGUGAAGGCCACAUGUGUUCUCUAUAACUACCUGCGGAGGUCAUUCCAGGAGCCGCUCCGGAUGGAGAUGGUCACCUUCCUGAUGUCACCAGGGCAGGUACCAACAACGCCCCCAGACAGGCACUCCAGGUGAGGGAGAAGCUGACCACCUACUUCUCAUCGCCAGCUGGUGAAGUCCCACAAAGGUUAUUUUAAGAACCAUCCACCUUUGUCCAUAAAAUUGCA